GUCUAGCUGACAACUUUUCUGAGAAGAGACCAUUUUGUAUUAGAGGAAGCAGUAUCUCUCUUGGAUGUGCUAACAACAUAGUUCUGAAAUAAAAAGGACUUAGAAAGAGCUGGCUAAAUUAGGCAAGGAGCUACUAGACUUGCUGAAGGAGGUCACAAACGGAGAAUAUAUGGCUGCUUCACCGAUAGCACUGGAAUGAACGUUCUCUAACUGCCCAGGGGAGAAAAAAUGGAUUCGAGAAACAUUCCCUAUCGUUCAGAGGUGGUUACGUGGAGCCCAGAUGACUUAGCAGAAUAUUUUAAGACGUUGAAGUAUAAGGAUUGUGAGAAAGUUGUGAGAAAGCACAGUAUAAAUGGACAAAGGUUUUUGAACAUGUCUGAAAAUGAUAUCCAGAAAUUUCCCAAACUCAGAGUGCCCAUUGUGAGUAAACUAAGUCAAGAAAUAAACAGGAAUGAAGGAAGGAUAUCUUUCUUCCCAAAAUGGGGCCAAACACAAAAGAGUCCUGAAAAUUCAGGAUACAGUCAAGAAGACGAUGGCUGGUCUUCAUUUGAUGAAGAUGAUGACUAUGAAAGCCCUGAUGAUGACCAGGAAAAGGAAGAUGAUGCUGACUAUGAAUCACCAACAGAAGAAACUGAGGAAGCAGAACAUGACAGUGAUGGCUACGAGCCACCUCCAUCCAAUAAUGAUGAAGCUCACCACAACGUCAUAUUUCCUGCCAAGUCACUUGCAAACAACACAGACUAUAUAGACAGGCCUCCAACAGCCAGAUCGUCACAUCAGCCUCCAGUACCACCCCAGCGGCCCGGCCCGGCCCCAGCACCAGCCUCAUUUGGUGGAAGAGGUGCUUCUCUGCCAGCUUUCCCUCCUCUACCAAGCAACAAUGACAGAAAUAUCAAGCCUUCAAAACCCCCAGCUCCUUCUAUAGACAGAAGCACGAAACCCCCACUGGAUCGCCUUGCUCCACCAUUUGAAAGAGAAAGCCCAGUACCAGGGAGAAAGCCAGGCUAUCCUGAAAAGCUUCUGGCUCCACAGCUAAGAGCCCUGGGAGAACAGCUAGCAAUGAUGCCAAAACCUCCUGUCCCACCGAGUGACAGACAUGACAGAGGAAAUCCACCUCCUCUAAGGAAGCAAAUCCCCGUAAAGCAGGGUUGGGCACAACAGAAAAGGCCUGAAGAAGAAGAAGACAACACACCGCAAAGAGCAGUGCCACAGAUAUCUUUGCCCCCAUAUGUCUCCAAUACAUUCCCAUCAAAACCUAUCAAGCCUCCACCUAAGCCAGGAUCCAACAGUAUGCCUGGUGCAGAAAGCUCUAGAAGCCUGUCUGCAAGUGGCUCCCUACCACCUCGCUUUCCCCUAGGCAACAACAGCAGAUCUCCUUCAAGAGGCACAGCUGAUCUAAGACCUCCAUUGCCCAUUCCCAGCAGACAGACCGCUCACCAGACAAACACGGAGGAGGAUGAGGAUUCACUAAAUGAUGAAUGGUAUGUUGCUUAUAUUAGUCGGCCAGAAGCAGAGGCAGCACUUCGAAAAAUCAACAAGGAUGGAACUUUCUUAGUAAGAGACAGCUCAAGAAAAACUACCACUCAUCCAUAUGUUUUGAUGGUGUUGUACAAGGACAAAGUAUACAACAUCCAGAUUCGUUACCAGGAGCAAGAUCAGACAUAUUUGUUAGGAACUGGCUUAAAAGGAAAAGAGGAUUUUUCUUCUGUAGCACAUAUGAUUGAUUACUUCCAAAGAACGCCUCUUCUUCUGAUUGAUGGAAAAGACAGGGGUUCAAGAAACCAGUGUGUGUUAACAUAUGCUGCAGGAAAUAUUAAAUGAGACCCUAAUGAAGACCAUGUACAGGAUCUAAGUCUAUCAAAAUCUAUAAACCUCAGGAUCUUCGUAUUUUCAGUGAACUAAAAUCAUGAAGAAGUCAUUAAAAAUACUUUCAAUUUUAAUGAAAAAAGGACAAUGUUUUCAUUUUUAAGUCAUUCCAUAAAUGUAGAACUCUGUAAA
This is a messenger RNA of Numida meleagris (helmeted guineafowl), 1998 nucleotides long. It is a transcript of the gene LCP2, whose product is annotated as lymphocyte cytosolic protein 2. The record is from RefSeq and is a predicted model, not a curated record. Gene Ontology annotation, molecular function: protein binding. The transcript is spliced from 21 exons. NCBI's taxonomy places the organism in Eukaryota, Metazoa, Chordata, Aves, Galliformes, Numididae. The coding region runs from base 229 to 1821 and encodes 530 amino acids. Gene Ontology annotation, biological process: intracellular signal transduction; cell surface receptor protein tyrosine kinase signaling pathway.